ACCUACCACCCAUCUCCCCUCUCCUUUAUAAAUUGUCGUCACUCUCUUCCUCUCAACUUCAAUUUUUGAUUCAUCAAUCUCUUGUUUUCCGUCACACCAGAAGCCUAAUUUGAAUUUGAGGGGCUUACAAUAUGAUCUCCGUGGUUAAUUCUCUUGAGCAAGUUCAAAAACCCGAGCUUUCUCCUUCUUCUGAUUCCAAUCAUGAGAAAACUCAUGUUUUCAGGUCUAAACUUCCCGAUAUUACCAUCAAUAACCAUCUCCCUCUCCACACUUACUGCUUCGAAAACCUCUCAGCUUUCGCUGAUAACCCCUGUUUAAUCGUCGGUUCCACCGGUAAAUCCUAUUCGUUCGCUGAAACUCACCUUAUAUGUCGAAGAACUGCUGCUGGUUUAGCAGCUUUAGGCAUCAAAAAAGGCGAUGUCAUCAUGAUUCUUCUACAAAACUGCGUUGAAUUCGUGUUCUCGUUCAUUGGAGCUUCUAUGAUCGGCGCUGUCAACACCACGGCGAACCCUUUUUUCACUUCUGCCGAAAUCUUUAAGCAAAUGAAGAUUUCUCAAGCUAAACUAAUCAUCACAGAAUCGCAACACGUCGACAAAUUGAGAGACUCCAACGAAAAGGUGCCGAAAAUUGGGGAAGAUUUUAAAGUGAUAACAGUGGAUGAACCCCCGGAAAAUUGCAUACAUUUCAGUGCAUUAUCAGAAGCGAAUGAGAAUCAAAUCCCGCAAGUUUCAAUCGACCCUGAUGAUGCUGUAGCUUUACCAUUUUCUUCCGGCACAACGGGACUUCCCAAAGGCGUCAUUUUAACGCACAAGAGUUUGAUUACAAGCGUCGCGCAACAGGUGGACGGCGAGAACCCGAACUUAUACUUCAAAGACAGCGACGUGGUGCUGUGCGUGUUGCCAUUGUUCCAUAUUUAUUCACUAAACAGUGUGCUUUUGUGCUCACUGAGAGCCGGCUCUGCGAUGUUGUUGAUCCAAAAGUUCGAGAUAAGAACGUUGUUGGAGUUGAUACAAAAGCACAAGGUGUCGGUGGCAGCGGUGGUGCCGCCGCUUGUGCUGGCGUUGGCGAAGAAUCCGAUUGUGGCGGACUAUGAUCUGACCUCGAUAAGGGCGAUGCUGUCGGGGGCGGCGCCGCUGGGGAAGGAGCUGGAAGAGGCGGUCCGGAAGAGAGUUCCGCAUGCAGUUUUGGGACAGGGCUAUGGAAUGACGGAGGCAGGACCGGUGAUAACGAUGUGCCUGGCGUUUGCAAAAGAACCAUUUCCAACCAAAUCGGGAUCCUGUGGGACUGUGGUUAGAAAUGCAGAGCUCAAGUUUGUUAACCCUGAGACUGGCUCUUCUCUUCCCCGCAAUCAACCGGGUGAAGUUUGCAUCCGAGGUUCUCAAAUUAUGAAAGGAUAUUUGAAUGAUCCCGAGGCGACGGCUGCAAUAUUAGACGUUGAGGGUUGGCUCCACACCGGUGAUAUCGGUUAUGUUGACGAUGACGAUGAAGUCUUCGUCAUUGAUCGAGUCAAAGAAAUUAUCAAAUUCAAAGGCUUCCAGGUUCCACCAGCUGAGCUCGAGGCACUCCUUCUAAAUCAUCCAUGUAUUGCAGAUGCCGCUGUUGUCCCGCAAAAAGAUGAAGUAGCAGGAGAAGUUCCGGUAGCAUUUGUGGUUAGAACAGAAGGCCUUGAACUCACUGAAGAAGCAGUAAAAGAAUACAUAGCAAAACAGGUAGUGUUUUAUAAGAGAUUGCACAAGGUCUACUUUGUUCAGGCAAUUCCAAAGUCUCUUUCUGGAAAGAUUUUGAGAAAAGAUCUAAGUGCCAGGUUGGCCAAACCACCUCCUUCUUAGAUUUUCUUUUAUUUUCAUGUAGUUAUUGUACUCACUGUCUAUCAUUGUUCUUCUUUUUCUCGCUGUCUUGCUAUGUAAUUUUAUGGGUAAUUGAAAAAAUUCCAUGUAAUGAUGAGGACCCAUUGAAGUCUAUUAAUAAUGAGAACUCACUGAAGUCUAUCAUUCCCUUU
Molecule: messenger RNA, 1999 nt
Organism: Mangifera indica (mango)
Lineage: Eukaryota; Viridiplantae; Streptophyta; Magnoliopsida; Sapindales; Anacardiaceae
Product: 4-coumarate--CoA ligase 2-like
Exons: 6
Coding region: 132-1829 (565 amino acids)
Molecular function (GO): 4-coumarate-CoA ligase activity
Source: RefSeq, a predicted model, not a curated record